Messenger RNA from Fusarium fujikuroi IMI 58289, 2016 nucleotides. RefSeq lists its product as uncharacterized. NCBI's taxonomy places the organism in Eukaryota, Fungi, Ascomycota, Sordariomycetes, Hypocreales, Nectriaceae. The record is from RefSeq and is a predicted model, not a curated record. Bases 1 to 2016 code for a protein of 671 amino acids. Gene Ontology annotation, molecular function: DNA-binding transcription factor activity, RNA polymerase II-specific; DNA binding; zinc ion binding. The transcript is spliced from 3 exons. Gene Ontology annotation, biological process: DNA-templated transcription; regulation of DNA-templated transcription.
AUGAACCCCAGAAACUCAUUCCACCAGUCAACCUCAAACUCAAAUAGAGAAGAUACAUACUCGGGGAACGAUGAACUGUCCUCCAACUCAAAUUCGCCCAGCUCUGGCGUCGAUGGGAGGGCUUCACCUUGUGGAUCAACGUCUACGGCGGCUGAGAGCAAUCGCAUGAGUGUGACUUCUGUCCCAGCUGCUUGUCUGGCUUGUCGGGGAAGACACCUGAAAUGCGAUGGUGUAAAUCCUUGUUCUCGCUGCCUUAGUUCUGGUUCUGAGUGUGUCUAUGUGGCUUCAAGACGGGGCUACAAAGGUCCUCGAAGGAGCAAUGUUCAAAAGCCCAGCAAGAAGCACGGCGUGUCUCCAGCUCGAACUCGAACACGUAGUGGCGAAGGCUCAGUGACAUCAAGACCAGAACGUUCUGCUUCGCUGGGAUCCUCUUUAUUUCUGAGUUCCAAUAUGAGCGACGACAUGUUCAACUCACCAUUAUCGACACCUUUCCUCGACCCUGCCUUGGACGCUAGCAACAGCAUGGAGAACGAUAUGUCUUUCUUCGGGCCGUACGAUACAGCAGAUACAUCAACUGAUAUGCUCAACUUGUUCACGAGUCCACAACAUGAACAUGUCGUGACGCAUGUCCCUGCACUGACUUUACCUGGACGCUGUAUAGACUCGUUUUACAACCAUUUCCAUGCCGCACAUCCCUUUGUGUUGCCGAAGGAGUCACUUCUGAUGAUCUCUCACGAGAGUUCUGUGAUGCCCGUACUCGCUGUAAUGCGCUGGAUCGGCUCAUUACAUAUUCCAGCAUGUUCAGAGCGGGGGAGAUUCUUCCAGGAAGCUCAUCAACUCAUCUACGAACCGCGUCGUCGAAAAGAUGGGUUCCUUGUACAGGCUUUGUUACUCCUUCUGAUCGGGUUGGAUGGACAAGGCCAACAGGACCAAGCUCGACAAAUAUUAUCUGGACUCGAGAGAAUUUCUGUGGAUAUUGGUCUCAAUACGAGAUCAUAUGCGACUACUUACGGGAGAGGCAUUCCCAUGAUGGAAGAGAGUUGGAGACGGACGUGGUGGGAGCUUUUCAUUGUGGAUGGGCUAAUCGCUGGUGUCCAUCGAAGCACGAACUUUUUGCUGUUCGAUGUAGCUUCUGAUGUCGCCUUGCCUUGCGAGGAAUAUGAGUAUCUGUCCGGUGACAUUCCCGAGCCAAUGUAUCUCAGGGAUAUGAAUGAGAGUGACUUCUCCGGUACAAGCCACGAGUUUUCAUCUUUCGCGUAUCGAAUACAAGCGGCUCAAAACCUCGGACGACUCUUGAGAAUCCCCCCCGUUUCUGGACCGGACGACGAAAGCCUCAGAAAUAUCCAGACGAUGUUGACGAGUUGGCGAGUCAGCUUACCCAAGUCAAAGGCAGACGCUUUACGGCAAUAUGGCCAUUUUGAUGAGAUGCUCUUUCAAGCUCACAUGAUAACUCACGCUACGUCGAUUCUGCUUCAUCAACCAUACUCGCAGCUGAACUCAAUAUUGAGCCAGUCAAACAACCAGACCGACCAAUACGAUUCUGUAUCGUCAGUAGACGAUUUCAACAACCAUACGAAGAACAUAAUACAGGCCGCGACAGAGAUCAGCGAGCUUGUCACCCAUCGUGUCUCGCUACUUUCUCACAGUCACUUCUUCAGUUACGUGGUUACAAUGUCCUCUAUAAUUCACCUCAACAGAUGGGCUAUAUUCACACCCGAUAGCGAGAACAACUUGCGCCAGGUUCUGCGCUUCAACAUUGGUGCCCUCUCACGGAUGUCUUUGGUAUGGAGCGCUUCAGAGCGAGAGAGUAGUUCUGUGAAGAGCAUGGCUCGUAGCAUCUACCAGGUCAAGAAGCAGCAUAGGACACUGCCACAGUUUUGGAUCAGUAUGACCCAUGAUGAAGCGAUGGAUAAGAUUGCGGCGGACGACGCUAUGAUUCACGAGUUUGAGGAUAUGCAGGUUGUGCCUGGUAUGAUGGGUCAUUGGACCGAUCCUGGGAACAAGCAAUGGAAUUAA